AUGGUCAAACUGCACAGAUGUGCUAACGGGUCUGGCUCUAUACUGCUGGCAAAUGCCUUUCCGAGUCAUAGGGUGCAGAAGUUGCUAAACUGCUCGCAAUACGAAGAUGUUUUAAAGAAGGUGGACGUAGAAGGACUGUUUCUACAAUUAAAUGAAGAUGGUUCGCCUCUCAGACAGGUUUUCCUUGCUAUGACGCAGAAAGAAGUGUUAAUUGUGGAGCAGGAAAUACCGGGUUUUAAACCAACUGCGCACGGAGAAAUUGACACGGACACUGAAGGCCUUUCUGUUGACGAAUUACUACCACUUUCCACCAUACGUUUUCUUAUUUUAGACGAUAUCACAAAAUACCUCACUAUCAUAACGUACACCGGGCAGAAAUUUCGGUUUGAAAUGUGUCAACUUGAUUCCAGUUCGACGAAAUCGUGGGGAAAAUGGCGGGAAACCAUCAUGACUCUAAACGGAGACCAAAUAAGAACAACAUGUGAUCCAGAGGAUUGGAAAACAUCAUCCGUUGUUUACCUAAACAAUGGAACAGCAACUCAUAAUGUUGAAAGAGGAGCAGGAGUACAACCAAAGGAAAGCAGUAUUGAUAGUAGCUCGUCAUCAGAAGAUAUUAAUCAUAAAAUAAAACUAGGUUACUACCUGUCGGACAGAUUGUGCGUGCUUUACACACGAAGUAAAUUUUCUCCAUGUGACUACAUAGAGCAUGAUUGCUGUACAAGACUUCACUCGGAUGAAAACAUGACAGAUAUAAAUGGAGAUAUGAUGGAGCCUUGCAGUGAAGAAUCAUUGAAUUCUUACUCAGAAAUCAGCAAACAAAUUGUCCCUAGGAAAACGAGAUCGCUGAAUGAUUUAUUGGACAAGCAGUGUCGAGUUUUUGAUAUAAAGACCACAAAAGAAUUGUUAUCUCUGAAGCGGGAUGAAAGGGUGAAGAAUGAAUUUAGUAACAAAGACAGAUUCUAUUCGGAAUCCGAAAGUUCAAGCGAUUCUGAAGGAGAAAUGGAUGAUAAGAUUAACUUACUGACCGGAAUACCAAGCGUAAUGCAAAGCCAAGGACAAGGCAGGACAGCUAGUGACCUGUGGAGUUUAGUACGGACAUACUUUAUCAAAAGGAAGAGGUUCAAGGUAAUAGGGCGAUUCCAAGAUAUCGUUCGUCAAGUCCAUUUUAGGAUAUUGAGUCAAAGGUUU
Ruditapes philippinarum (Manila clam) is the source of this 1188-nucleotide messenger RNA. RefSeq lists its product as uncharacterized. The transcript is spliced from 7 exons. The annotation marks the transcript as partial. The record is from RefSeq and is a predicted model, not a curated record. NCBI's taxonomy places the organism in Eukaryota, Metazoa, Mollusca, Bivalvia, Venerida, Veneridae.